AUGGAGAGGGUCAAACCACCCAUGGGAAACCGGUGCACGGGAGGGGCUCAGAGAGGCCCCCAGGAGAAGCAACUUUCUGCUUCUGCUGCUGUGCAUUCCACAGACGGAGGCUUAAGUGAGCUAAGCGGUGGGCUGCUGAGCGCUGACACACAGUGGGCCAACCUCUUCCAGGCUGAAGAGGCCAGAUACAUAGUCCUGAUGCCAAAGCAUCAUGAAGGCUUCACAAACUGGCUGAGUCCUGUCCCCUGGAACACACACUCUGGGAACCUGAGGUCCUGGUGGGAUUUGGCUGGUGAGUUGAAAGCAGCUGUUAAGGAGAGGAAAUAGGCUAUGGACUCCAUCACUCCUCUUAGAACAUUUCCAUCCAUCUACCUACCUGGUAAGAAAAACUGCUUCCAAGUGCAGAAUUGUGUUGGUGUGACGAUGCCUGAUCAAGAUGAUCUUGUUAACAAACCUGAUAUGAUCUGGUCUGAUGCAAAGUUGGAAUGUCCUGAGACUUACUGGAACUCUACAAAUUUCCUUUCUUGGCUCUACAAUGAUAGUCUCAUCAGGGAUGAGGUGAUAGUAAGUGGCUGAUGGAGACAGAAAGGCUCCUGCCACCAUGAAGGAUACUAUGACUGUCAAGAUAAAUUCAACAUGGGGCAGCUGCCACACCAUGGCAGGAGGCAGGCUCCACUAUCAACAAGAAACCCUGACGCUAUCACUGCAACAUCGUACGAAGAUCUGAAGUUGUCCAGAUCUGGUGGCAACCUCCUCACCUCUCUACCCCAUGGCCACGUGUUACUGCUUGAUUUGCUUGGACUGUACACCUACAUGAUUAUUGACCUUCAAGAGUUUUUAAUCGAAGCAACUGAGCACAUUAUACUGAUGCCUCAGUGGACUGAGGAUCUGCACUUCAGCACUGGUGUACCACUCUCUGUCCAGAUGAAACUGGACAGUGAAGCUCCAAAGAAGUUCAUCCAACUUCGGAAAUUAUCUACAAUGGAAACGUCUCUCUAUUCACCAUCUUUGAUCAUCUACUUUCUUACUUAUCAUGAGGGUGCAAAGCGGUGA
Molecule: messenger RNA, 1053 nt
Organism: Chinchilla lanigera (long-tailed chinchilla)
Lineage: Eukaryota; Metazoa; Chordata; Mammalia; Rodentia; Chinchillidae
Product: alpha-L-fucosidase-like
Biological process (GO): glycoside catabolic process; fucose metabolic process
Cellular component (GO): lysosome
Molecular function (GO): alpha-L-fucosidase activity
Source: RefSeq, a predicted model, not a curated record